AUGGACCCCUAUCUUCUGGCAUUCAUUGCAUUUAUUACUCCCAGCUACCAUGGACCCCUGUAUCUUCUGACAUUCCUAGCCUUUAUUACUCCCAGCUACCAUGAACCCCUAUCUUCUGGCAUUCAUUGCCUUUAUUACUCCCACCUACCAUGGACCCCCCUAUCUUUUGACAUUCAUUGCCUUUAUUACUCCCACCUACCAUGGACCCCCUAUCUUCUGAAAUUCAUUGCUUUUAUUACUUCCAGCUACCAUGGACCCCCCCUAUCUUUGACAUUCAUUUACUUUAUUACUCCCAGCUAUGAUGGACCCCUAUCUUCUGGCAUUCAUUGCCUUUAUUACACCCAGCUACCAUGGACCCCCUAUCUUUUGACAUUCAUUGCCUUUAUUACUCCCAGCUAUGAUGGACCCCUAUCUUCUGGCAUUCAUUGCCUUUAUUACUUCCAGCUACCAUGGACCCCUUAUCUUCUGACAUUCAUUGCCUUUAUUACUCCCAGCUAG
Messenger RNA from Acanthosepion pharaonis, 498 nucleotides. NCBI's taxonomy places the organism in Eukaryota, Metazoa, Mollusca, Cephalopoda, Sepiida, Sepiidae. The record is from the annotation of a GenBank genome assembly.